Messenger RNA from Echinostoma caproni, 1602 nucleotides. Lineage: Eukaryota; Metazoa; Platyhelminthes; Trematoda; Plagiorchiida; Echinostomatidae. The record is from the annotation of a GenBank genome assembly.
GGGUAUCCUGAUAUGACUCCUCAGACUAUGGAUACUGCUCGUGAUCUAUCACCCGAGGAGGAACAGCUCCUUGUGUUUAACGAUUUUAAACACUAUGAUGAAGUAAUGAAACACAUCAGUGCCAUUAGUGAUGCCACUAAGCUGCUUUGUGAUGAGGAACGCCUUGAAGAAGAAUUAAUAAAAAUCUUUGGUUUGUAUCAGGAACAACCGCAUCUACUCGAUCCUUAUCUACCCAAAAUGAUAUCUGAGAGCCUGGAAGUGGUGAAAACGUCUGAGAACGGGUCGCGUGCAUUUCAUUUCGCUUUUCGUUUGCUCUAUCUAAUGACCAAGACUCGUGGUUACAAAUCAAUUAUUCGGUUGAUGCCGCACACCGUCGACGAUAUCGAACCCACACUGAUGAUGCUAACAGAACAGGAUAUAGGAGAUAAUAAUACAUGGGAAACACGUUAUGUGUUGCUGUUGUGGUUGUCCAUUCUGAUAAUGGUCCCGUUCGGUUUGGACUGUUUGGAUUCUGAAGGUCAACCGCCAAUUGUGGAUCGUAUACUGAAUCAGUCCAAACGCUAUCUGAGUCUGGAUGGACGUACACAGGAGGCUGCUUCGUUUUUGCUUGCGCGUUUGGUGACACGACCGGAUGUAGUGCAAAAACAUUUGGUUCCGAUUGUGGAUUGGUGUCUAGAGCAGCUAAAGAAUGCAGAUUCUACAACGAGCAGAGGUCAAAACUUGAUGUGUGGAGUGCUACGCUCCUUGGCCAACAUUUGCAAAAUUGGACGUCGUCAAGAGCUACUCCCACUCGCCCCACGUCUACUAGAGGCUGUGCUCGAUAUGCCGGACAAUGCGACUAAGGGAAAUUGGAUCUACAGCUUGGAGACAAAACUGCUCCAGCGAAUCGGUUUGCUAUUCUGCCCUCGGCGCUCACUAAACUGGCAGUACCAACGGGGUUGUCGAUCGCUCGCGGACAACUUGGCACCUCGACUUCGUGACACGGGGGAUGGGAGCAAUACUUCAGCCGACAACGCACACACUAAGGUGCCAACAGUUGCCACCAACGGAAUGUCGGAACCGGUGGAUGACGAAGACGAUUUCGAAUUGGAACACGCAGAUGAAGUUGCUGAAGUCAUUGAUCGUUUGAUUAACUCGUUACGUAGCCAGUAUACGGUAGUACGUUGGUCUGCUGCCAAAGGUCUCGGUCGUAUGUGCGCUCGUCUGAGCCGUUCAAUGGUCAACGAUGUUCUGUCUGCACUCAUGGUGCUUUGUACACGCUUGGAACCGUUCACCGCCUGGCAUGGAGCGUGUUUAGCUUUCGCCGAGCUGGGUCGACGAAGCUUGCUGUUGCCGAGUAAAUUACCCGAAGUAAUGCCGGUCAUAAUGCGUGCUCUGUUUUACGACGAACGUUCCGGUGAUCAUAGCUACGGUUCCAACGUGCGUGAUGCAGCUUGUUACGUGUGCUGGGCGUUUGCUCGAGCCUAUCGUGCGGUGGACUUCGCACCGUAUGUCACCCAAGUGGCCCAGUCUCUGGUCUUGGUCAGCCUGUUUGAUCGUGAGGUCAAUGUGAGACGGGCGGCCGCGGCGGCGUUUCAGGAGAAUGUGGGACGUCAGGUCUAA